UUUUCUCCCCCUCUCUCUUAUUCUCUCAAGUAUACUAGAUUAAGAAUAAAUUUGAUUACAUAUUAUUGAAUAUAUUAAAAUACGCCGUGUAUUUUAAUCACACUUUAAUGACGAAUAGGAUAGCGAAGUUUCACGCUUCAUGUUCGAUAUCUGACUGAACGAAUUCGGUGACCCUUACACAGCGUCAUAGAAAGUGUUAUUACGUUUAUGCUAUACAUGGAUAAACUGAACAUAUCUAGCUAUUCGCAGUUGGAAGAGUUUUCAAACAUCAUUGUACAAUUAAAAGUCUUAUCCGUUAUACUUAACGUACGGUUUGAUAAAUUUCUAUUAGUUUGUAUUUUGAUUCGAGAAACGUAUAUAUAAAUAUUAUUAAAAAGGAUAUGUAAUGUUAUUUCAUUUUCCCAGUUUUUCUCAAACUUACAAAUGGAAGUACAUAAAACGAAUGGUAAUUACACCUUCUUAUUGUAGUAGCAAUAUAUUUGUAACAUUAACAGUAGGAACUAUUUUUUUUCAUUGCGUUCUAUUGACUAUGAAAGGAUAAACAAGUAGUUUGUCGUCUCUUAGCUCGGUAUUUAUUAAUGACAGUACGAGCUCGAUGGGAAGGCGGCAAUCGAUAACCGUCUAGCUGUUAUUUAAAAUGCAUCUUACACAAUAUGGUAAAAAUGAUGUUGUAAGAAUGCACGUUUUAUUAUUGCAUUCUAAAUGUAAAAUCUAAAAUUACUUUAAAUAAUCACUCUAUUAAGAAUACGGAAAAAAUAAGAAAAACAUUAAAAGUGAAAAAACAGAAAUGAUUGUCAUUGUUACAAGUUCAUUGACUUUCACUUUGCUCUUAUAACUUGUCGUUAUCUUAGUUAUUGAAAUAUGCAGCUUAUUUUAUAAAAUAUAUUACUUGCAGUAUUCUGUAAAUGAUGUAGUAGAAUUCGAUUUCUCUUUCAAAAUCGAAAUUUUCCAUGCAUUUUGAAAACUUUUACGAAUGGUGGAAAGUUAGUGCAAACGUGCGAUUGGUCGGCAAACCAAUGCAUAAUUUAAUAUCUAAGGAACAAAGAACUUGAAUAUUAGAAAACUAGUCGAGGUGACGUAUUCGGUAUAGACGCAUACACUUUAUAUAUACGCGAAAAAGAGGAGAGGCAGAAAAGGAAUCGUAAUGGGAAUUAAACGUAAUAGAAUAUAAUGAGAAAUAGCAAGGCUUAUUUAUCGUUGAUAUUGCACGUAUAUAUAUGUAGAACGAUGUCUAUUUUUAGGAUCAUCAAAAAAAAAAGCUCGAUACCUAUUCUCGAAUCGAUGUAGGUAUAUCAUGCACUGUGUAAUAUCCCUCGUGCAUUCUUUGGAUAAUAUCGGCAAGUGAUCUAAUCAGAGGCGAGCCCUUUGAAAGAGAGGAUAGUUCUCCUUUAUAAUUUAUCAUACCACUUGUCAGUUUCCCACUUUCUACUUGUACAACAUCGAAGUGUAUACAUUUACAUGCAUACGAUCGUACUAUGUGUCGUUUUGCAUCCAAGUCUACUCUCCGGAUUGCUCGUGUUGUUUCGUGCGAAUGAAUAAGUCAAAAGCGGAGUGUCCCUCACAAGACGAUUUCCCCCUUUGCGUAGGUCACCUACAACUCCUCACCAAUCGCCCUCGAUAAGGAUAGGAAAGUUUAAGAAAUUUUCAAACGAUUAUCAUUUUGCUUUUCGUUUGCUAACCGAACGGCGUUUUUAAACUGAAAACGAAUGCAAACUAUUUUUCCUGUAUCCUUUAAAAUUUACAAUUAAUCUAGUUACUAGAUGCAAUGUAAUCAUUAUUUGAUAUAUUAAUCGAGUAAAAAAAGAUUGAAUAUUUAUCGAACAUUUAUCAAUUAUUGUUUAAUUAUUCGAUUAUUUGAUUAUUCGAUGAAGAAGAGGGAAGUUAUAACCCUUCCAGCACGCAUUGCCCUUCCAGUUGACACCAUUCCCGCCUGCGCCAACGAUAGAGCGUUUGCUGUUGGCCAAUUAAAAUCGCCUGUUGCAUAUGAAGGGGUUCCAUAUGCCAGGUUGGCAUUACGGAGCGUUAAAAAGUGGGAGUUAAAAAAGUCUUAGUAGAUUCUUUACUUUAUCAUCGGAUACGCACCAGGAUUUUGUCACUAAUAUUUGGUUCUCAUUGUUAAAUAAGGAAAAAUAAUUUUCAUUUUCUUUCUUUUUUUUUUUUUAUUCCUAACAUAUAAAUGGAGUCUGUUAUAGUCAUAAUAUAAUAAAAAUUUACACAAGGUUUAUAAUGAAAAUAUAGAAUAUAAAAAAUUUUGUAGCACGUGAUGAAAAGCGAGAAAUCGGUUCUUUGAAUUAUUUCCUUUUCUUUUCCCUUCUUUUUUUCGAAAUUCGUCAAAAUUACCUGCAAUUCGACUAAGAGGGCUUGCAUGUGAUACCUUAUUCGAUUACUACUUUCGAUCGAAUUGGUGCAUUUAUUAUCAGGCUAUCGACAGAAAACGAGAGGAGAGACGCGUCCGUUAUCGUUCUUCGCUUUUUGAUAUUAACUAUUCAAAAAGUUCCUAUCAAAAUUUAGUUUCUAUACUUUCCUUUUUACCGAGAUCGAGCGACGUUCUUCGAUCGAAACUUGGUGAGCUUAAAUGCGCGAAUUUUUUGAAAUGCCUGGCGCGGAGAGGAGAUACAGAAAGAACAUAUCAAAAAAACGGUCUUGUUUUUCCAAAAUUCCUCGUGACUCUUGUGAAUUCUCGAAAUCGUCUUGUUAUUCGACUGGAUUAGGCUCGAGAGGAGAGAUUGUACACGAGCAACCAAUCGUCGUGGAUUUGACUAACGAUGAAGCUAAACUAACGCGGAAAGAAAGAGAAACAAGUGCAAGUAGUUCAGAUUACGAUAUGAUAGCUGACAGUUCGAGCAGGUUUCAUCGCGAUAAUAAUAGCAACAAUGUUAUAGCUACGGCAUUACGCGAUCGCGGAUCAUGUGUGAUCCCGGUUCAACCGAAUCAUUGCCUUCCUAUACAUCCAGCACCACCGGUUCCAACUCGAGCUGUACCUAUACUAAAAUCUCGAAAAUCUCGUUCUCCGGUAUUGAAACUCGUGAGGGCUUCGAUUUUAGACGUGGUCAACGUGGAACCUGCCAAAUCAACGAUUUUGGAAGCUAACGGCUGUCCGGAGGACAAGAAGAGCGCUACUUUUUUUCUCGAACAAAAUCGAGAACAAAAGACUUCUUCAGAAAAAACAAACUCAGUGUUGCAAACGAAUCGUAACUCUUGUUCCAUUAAAAUCGUAGAUCGUCUUAAACGGAAGAUCACUGAUGAGAAAUCUAAGGAACGUGGAAAAGAUCUUACGAAGGAUUCUCUGAAGAAAAGAAGAAAAUCUUCUGACAUUAACUCAGAUGGUGGAUUCAACGAAUUAUUUACAAAUUCUACAGCUAACAUUGAUAAAGAAGGAAAGACAGAGCUCUGUAAUGAUAAAAAGUGUACAAUGUCGAUCGUGGGAUCAACAACAGAGAUUAAUUUUGGAAAAGAGAAGAUUGUACCACCGCUUCGAUUAAAGAAAGUCGUUCAGGAAGGAAAAGAUGGCGAUCGUGGCAAUCCAGAAGUACCAUUGAACGGAGAUAAGGAGACCAAUUAUAGAAUAGUCACGGGUGCUACGCCUCGUCCAGAGUCACAGUCUACUCCGACAAUUUGUGAAUAUUGGACCAGAGAAAAUUUCGAUAAUGAUGAUAACUUCGACGUCGCAUUGACAAGUUCGACCACUCAUAAUGUCGUCCAUCGAUCUUCUGUCAAGAGUGACAAUUACAAAUUGAAAUAUAGACGCAAUAGACUGAAACGAAAGCUCAAGGAAUUACAGGACAAAGCCUUAAAUCUAUCUCAGGAAAUAGCGAACGCGCCCAACAUUAUGAAUUCUAGUCCACAACGAAAUACAAGACUUAGACAAAUGAUGAACUGCUACGAGAAGCAAAUAGAAAAUGUUUCAAAGUUACUUAAUAAAUUAUACAAUGAGAAUCCGCUAACAAAUAAGUUUGUUGAUAUUGAUGAAAAUAAGAGAGAGCAUCAAUGGGACGACGAAUUCGUUCCAAACUUCUCUCCAAUUUCCUCACCAGAACCACCGAAACUGUCACCACGUUCCCCAAUAGGCUAUCACUAUAAGUCACCGGAUAGCGUUCGAAGUAGUCCACCUGUAUUGCCCAAAGUUUCUUUAAAUAUUUCAUCGAACCUGGAUAUACUGGAUGACGCAGAGACUGUACAAUUGACAAACGAAUCAACCUGGAUUACGUGUGAGAAUAAUGCGGCAGAAAUUUCGUCAAUGACAGAUACCUUUUGUGAAGAAACAACAAAUCAUGAAUGGGAGUCUAAUAAUAAUACCAACGCAGGUCAUCGAUUGACAACAUCUCCAAUUCUUUCGUCAACUUCUAUCGACCCGUGUUCUUCAGAAAAUGUUGAAAAUAUUAAAAAUGGGGAAGUAUUUUUCAAUAAUAAUGGAGAAAUUGUAGAAAAAGAUAAAAUUAAAAUAAUGCAUGGGAAAAAGGAAACCAUGAAAGAAUUUUCCAAGACAAUAGAAGUUGUAUCAUCGAAUCACUCGAUUAUUGAAGAAAUGAAAGAGAUAAGAAAACAAGACAUACACGAUGCCGAUAGAGCAAUUCAAAUUAAUAUCAAAAAUCCUAUAAUAAGUUCUAUCACUGGAGGCUCCGAGGUACCACACAACGUGAGAUGUGAUCAAAUAGACACAACUUUGCCAACGCCAUCUAUAACGAAAACACAAAUGUCAUCUUCGAUCGAUAUGAUGAAUAUCUUGCAAUUAGGAUCGAAUUAUGAUUCUACGCUUUUGAAGAAAAAUGUUUCAGAAACUAGUAAAAUGGAAGACUCGAAAAAAAUACAGAAGGUACCAUCAAGUACGACACAAUCAAGGAAGACCAAUUAUGACUCGAUAGCUUCGACUUUCAACCAAGUAGAAUAUCCUUUUACAGAUCAACAUUUUCCUACUCAAAGUAGUAAUGAUAAUCGUAUCAUAACCGAACAAUUUCCUACACUUGGUAACUGGGUGGCCAAAAUGUCGAAGAAGCAAGUUUCUAAACAGAAAUCUAAAUUACAUACUGUGGAAAAUACUAUUAGUACCAUUUCAAUGGAAGAACCAACGCGUACUUCAAAGUUCGAUACACACAAAUUAUCACUGAAUGAAACAAAUACUGCCAAUGGUAACAAUGUGUUAAAUAUAACUUCACAAUGGAAUAAGGAGAGAUGGCAUCGUCAACAUCAUCAACAACAUCAGCAACAGCAAUUAUUUCAACACAUGUCUACUGGCACAACUCCUCUGUCCCUUCCAUCUACUACGACUCUGAAUUCAGGAAUUUGCACGCCACUCUCAACAACUCAAUUUUAUCCAAGUAAUUAUAAUAUUAAUCCGUACAGUGGAGCAACGUUUGGUUAUCAUUCUGCACUAUAUCCUGUUUACAAUGGUUACCCAUAUCAUUCCCGUUUACAUCCAGGAACACCUUUGACAAGUUACCAUAUACCUAUGCAAGAUCCUCUUAAUUCACCUUUACGUCCAUUGUCACAUGUUGACAAGCACUUAUCCUCUUUGCAAAAUCCAAACAGAAAUUUUACUUCUGAUAUUUUAAAAUACUCCGGAUCACUUCCCGCCGCUAGAUUUCAGUCACCAAAUGAUUUUGGUUUCGAUCGACUCAGAACAUCUACGAGCAAUCAUAAUAGCGAAGCGAACUGUCUCUCAUCGCUAUUGCUGGCAUCUUCAUCUCUGUCAUCAGGGACACAACAAACUUUACCACGUACAUCUCUUAGCGGAUAUUCGGCUAGCAAUAAUCAAUAUGGACGCAGCAGAAUAAUACCGGAUGUUGUAGCUGCAGCUGCAGCUGCUGCAGUAGUUGCAGCAGCUUCUAUCGGAAGACAACGUGCCUCUUUACCUUCUUAUAAUAAAUCUGCAAGCACAGGCAUUAAUGCUGUCAUGGAAAUGGAUCCUACUCGGCUAACUUCGAAUACUACCAAUAAUCAUACUCGAGAACAUCUUUUGUCUAAUCAAGGACAAUCAAUUGAUGUUGGAAUGAAAGAGCCACAAUGGAACAGUGCUGGAUAUCACUCUAUACCGAAUUUACUUCUAGAAAAAUUACCUUUCGUUAGAACAGAACACAAUUUUCCUACAACUUCUACACUUUGUAAUAAUAUUCAAGAUUCACCAUCUAUAUCAACAGUUUCUUUUCCGCAAAUAUCAAAAAAGGUUUCUAGAAGCAUCGAAAGAGACUGUGAAACGCCACAUCUCGGUAAAGUAAAUAGGAGCCCCGAUACAUUAAGUAAUCUUAAAUGUUCUAAUUGUGGUGUAGGUGGAUCAAUGUUCAAAUGUCUUGGAUGUGAGGUAGCUUUUUACUGUAACGAAAGAUGCCAAACUCGACAUUGGAGUAUUCAUGUCGAAAGGUGUCCAAAAAAAAUGCCAAAACUGAAAAAAGUAGCAUAAAUUGUAUAUUAAAUAUAUUUUUCCGUAAA
Vespa mandarinia (Asian giant hornet) is the source of this 6423-nucleotide messenger RNA. RefSeq lists its product as uncharacterized. Lineage: Eukaryota; Metazoa; Arthropoda; Insecta; Hymenoptera; Vespidae. The record is from RefSeq and is a predicted model, not a curated record.